This is a messenger RNA of Anopheles arabiensis, 3638 nucleotides long. Its product is annotated as ikaros family zinc finger protein. The transcript has 4 exons. Gene Ontology annotation, biological process: regulation of gene expression. Gene Ontology annotation, cellular component: nucleus. The record is from RefSeq and is a predicted model, not a curated record. NCBI's taxonomy places the organism in Eukaryota, Metazoa, Arthropoda, Insecta, Diptera, Culicidae. The coding region runs from base 478 to 2262 and encodes 594 amino acids.
GUUUAGCGUUGGUCGCCGCGAAUCACUUGCCCCAUUAUUGUGCACGACUCGCUGCGAAGAAGAAGAGGACACUCCGUGCGUGUGUACACGUGUGUGUGUGCGUGCGUGUGUGAAGAAAGAAUUCUGCAAAGCGAUAAUAUUAUAUCGAUCCGUGUGGCUCCAAACGCAGAGCGCGGGUCAUGCGAGCCCCCGAAAAUGUGUGAGUGAUCCAGUGUGUGUGUGUGUGUGUGGAUCGUGCCUGAAGAAUUUGUGUGAUUUAGGUUCCGUUCAAGGCUGUGCACUUGGCUUGCAUGUGCAGCUCCCCUCCCUCCCUUUGGCAAGGUCAGUGCAGUGCGCGAACGGGAGUGUAGUUGAUGCAAGUUGCGCGUGUUGCGCCUGUGUGCUAGUGUAAUGUUUCCAUGCUCGAUCUAGCACAACCGGCCCAAGCUACUGUGACAGUUGCCAUUUUUUCUCUUCUCUAAACCACAACCACCAACUAUGGAUGUGGCACCGUCGAUGGUGCAACGGUCCGGCGACAAGCUGAUAGUGCGCCGGGUGGUAAGCGGCGAGCAAGUACACCUGAGCGACCAGAACCCACCCGUCCAGUCGGACGAUGGGGAGUCCACCGACCAGCAGCUGCUGCUCGACCGUUGGCGACGCUUUUCCACCGACGCGUCGGCCAACUACGACGAGCCGCUAACCGAUGGGGAAGGAACCCAACCGGGCCCAUCGUCCCAAGGGGCGACCGAUCACGAUCAACAGCAGCAGCAGCUGCCGCAGUGCAAAAUCAAGCGCAACUACUCGUGCGGCCGGUGUACUUACUUCACGCAGAACCCGCGCAAAUAUCUAACCCAUCUGCGGGACACGCACGGCGAAAAGAUCGUGAUCAAUGAGUGCAAACGGUGUCUGUACGCGUCGCGCCACUACCAGAAGCUGGUACGGCACAUGAAGAUGGUGCACGGGUCGGUGGAUGGCAUUCGGAAGUCGGCGUUCGGUGCGAGCCGGCGCCGGGUGCAGAAGAGCUACGGGGGGCAGAUGCAUCUGGGGCAGGUUAUGCCGGCUGCGGUACCGAAGCUGUCGGACAGUGAGGCACUGACGACGGCGUACGUGCAGCAGUUGGUGGCGUCCGGGUUGCCGAAGUUGCUGGAGGAGAUGGAAAAGUCUGGAGCAGCACUGGCGGCAAACUUUGCCCGGGAAGCCUCCACGAUCAAGGUGGAAUUGGAUCAACUAAAACAGUCAAUGCCAUAUUCAGCGGAUGAGACCGUCCAAGAGGUUAGCGAAGGUGACAGAAUAGACAGCAAACCUUCGGAAGAGCCUAAAAAGCGAUCCCGACCAGUGCCUAAUCUUAUCCCACUGAACAUGUCCACAUCCACGUCCGGGUCAUCGGCGACACCCAAGACGACGCCCCAAAAGUUCGUCAAACCAAUUCCCAUCGCCGCCCUAAAGGCAGAGAAUGGCGAAAGUGAUCGAACGCCAGAAGAUUACCCGCUCAGCCUGACCAAGCACCAGCAACCCUUGGCCACCCACCCAGACGACAUCAUGACCAAGUGUAUGUACUGUGAGCUGUCGUUCAAGCCGGUCGAAGCACUGGCCAAUCACAUCAAGUUAGCGCACAAGAACGACCUCAUAGCGUUCCUGCUCGCCAACUCCUUCGACAACGCAACGGACGCAGCGGACAAACCGGUCCCACAGCACCCAGCGGAACCCACGGAGCGCACCACGGUCAACGAAAUAUGGAAACGAUUGCUGGAGCGCAGUGCCGAAUCUUCGGUACAAACGCCGCGGAAGUACGACGCAGGCGGUAGUAGUGGUAGUGCGAAAGACCUCUCGAACGACACGGACACGGACGAUGACAACCGGGAGGAGUCGCAUCAGUCGCAAACGUUCUGCGGCGUGGAGACGGCACCCGGGUACGGUGAGGUAACGAACCGGCUGCCAACGAUCGAUCCAGCAGCCGCUGGUAGGGCUGGCUCCGGCGGCAGCUCCGGUGGUUCCGGACUGAUGAAGAAAGUCUUCAAGUGUCCGCACUGCUCGUUCUGGGCGUCGACGGCGUCCCGCUUUCACGUGCACAUCGUGGGCCACCUGAACAAGAAGCCGUUCGAGUGUUCGCUGUGCGCGUACCGGUCGAACUGGCGCUGGGACAUUACGAAGCACAUCCGCCUGAAGACGAUACGCGACCCAAGCCACAAGAAUGCGGGCGUCCUGAUGAACGACGAGACGGGGCGAAGGAACUACACCAAGUACAACAAGUACAUCGCACUGAUGCAGAUUACGGACAAGUAGUGUGUGUCAAGGAGGAAAAGCGAUUGAUGGAUGUUUAAUAUAGGAUCGCUUGUACGAGGCUCUAGCGAGUGUAAUCCUUUUAUCCUCGUCGUUGCUGAUACAAGAGGCUAGCGCAAAAAGGGGGGGAGAGAACGGCGGAAGACCAGACGUAACCAGAUUAUUGUCCCAAGGAAGCAAGAAAGGACAGGUAUAUACAACAAAAGCGUACCAGGAAGAUGCUAGUGACGGCACACAAUCAAAGGAUCGUUUUUCGGACUUCCAACAAAAGGGCAUCACAGAACAGAGAGCUCGUCUGAAGUGUGUUGAAACGGCACAGAGUGGUUGAAAGUGUAUGUGUGUGUGUGUUUUUGCUCUCCUUACAUUACCAAAUUUACCUUAUUGGAUGUAAAGCUCUUGGGCGUGCGGUUCUUAUAUUGCUUUCGCUUCUGCCAGUGUCAAGUUCAACGACGUCCAGUGACGAGACACCAUUACAUGAAACGUAGACGUCCGGCUGACUUCCCUGACGGGCCCGGGGGUAAGACGAGCUGAGUCCUACUCCGCGAGCAAUCAAUUCGGCGAAUAUGCUCAUUUCGCUCGGCUGAACGCAGAAUUUUCCAACUUGUGCGCCUGUACUUUUGGGAAUUUUCCCGCUGGGCCACAACCGCCACCACUUGGCCUUUGCAAGCAACCGUGAAAUGUGAAAUGUGAUGUUUGAGUGACUUCCUCUUCUGCUACGCAUCCACCCGGGCCUUCCCCAUCCUCCACCCCACUUAACGACCCCACCGAAUAGCAAUUCCGUCCCAAUGUAGCCUUCCAGGACGGGGCGGGGAAAGGUCCCCGGGUUCGACGUUGGAAUCAUUUUGUUGUCGCUUUGUGAACCGAGUGAACGCAUCCGUGUUACCAGUGUGAAUGCGCUUUAGUAGUUUAAUCAUUCCACAGGUGCGCCAUUUUUUGAAGAUGAGCGUCACCACCACCAGGGCAUAUGGUAUUUAGACAGAUAGGAAAUAUCCAGAACAACAGAGAAGAGAAAAAACACACAAAAUGCACUUAUGACGUUAGUUUUUAAUAUUAUUCUACAUAAUACGCACCUUCAUCCUACCCUUUCCUACACACACAACCCGUUCGGCAAUUCCUUUUGCAAUCCGAUUGCAUGCCAACAAUAACAGUUAGACACACAGGUGAACAGGCUAAUAAAAAGGUUCGACAAGUAAGACACAGCUGCAGGCAUUACCACGGUACAAUAGUUCAUCGUUUUGUAGGAAGUUGGGAACAGAAUCUCAUUCUUAAUUUAUACACCCGUUUUUGCUAUGAUAGAUGUUAAUGCGUUCUAUGUUGCUGUUGUUGUUUUUUAACAUUGUGGGUACAACACUUAAAUAAUAAAUAUUGAUAAAGAACAA